AAACCACUUGGCCGACGUCAAUUACCCACUUCUUGUUCGGCCUCGUCGCUCGAUUACCGCUUUUCUCUCUCUCUCUCUCCCCCCUCUCUCUCUCUCUCUCUCUCUGUCUCUUCCGCUCCCCAAUUCUCUCCUUCGCGGUCGAUCCUCCGGCUUGGCCCGGAUCUUACCCCGCCGCUGCCGCGACCACCCACUCAUGACUAUGAUGACGCCGCCCCCUCUCGACCAGCAAGAGGACGAGGAGAUGCUGGUUCCGCAUCAGGAGUUUACGGAAGGACCUCAGCCGAUGGAAGUUAUAUCAGCUGAACCGGCAACUGCACCAGAAAAUCAACAGGUGGAGGAUCCUCCUACAUUUAAAUAUAGGUGGACAAUCGAGAAUUUCUCCAGGAUGAACACCAAGAAACUCUACUCGGACAUGUUCUUUGUCGGAGGAUAUAAGUGGCGAGUGCUUAUUUUCCCCAAGGGAAAUAAUGUAGACCACUUGUCACUAUACCUUGAUGUUGCUGAUUCAACUACUUUACCAUAUGGCUGGAGUAGAUAUGCACAGUUCUCUCUUGCAGUUGUCAAUCAAAUUCAUGGGAAGUACACAAUAAGAAAAGAUACACAACAUCAAUUUAAUGGACGAGAAAGUGAUUGGGGCUUUACUUCAUUUAUGUCUUUAAGUGAACUCUAUGAUCCGAGUCGAGGAUAUCUUGUUAAUGAUACAUGUGUAAUUGAGGCUGAAGUUGGUGUCCGUAAGGUUGUAGAUUACUGGAGUUAUGACUCAAAAAAAGAAACUGGUUAUGUUGGCCUUAAGAAUCAAGGAGCGACUUGUUACAUGAACUCUCUUCUACAGACUCUGUAUCAUAUUCCAUACUUCAGAAAGGCUGUCUAUCAUAUGCCAACAACAGAGAAUGAUAUGCCAUCUGGAAGCAUUCCCUUGGCUCUUCAAAGUCUUUUCUAUAAACUUCAAUAUAGUGACAACAGUGUUGCAACAAAGGAAUUGACAAAAUCUUUUGGCUGGGACACAUAUGAUUCUUUUAUGCAACAUGAUGUUCAAGAACUCAACAGGGUUCUAUGUGAAAAACUGGAAGAUAAGAUGAAGGGAACUGUGGUCGAGGGCACAAUCCAGCAUUUGUUUGAAGGACACCACAUGAACUAUAUUGAAUGCAUUAAUGUGGACUACAAAUCCACUAGAAAAGAAUCAUUCUAUGAUCUACAGCUAGAUGUAAAGGGUUGUCGGGAUGUUUAUGCCUCAUUUGAUAAGUAUGUUGAGGUAGAGCGACUGGAGGGCGAUAAUAAAUAUCAAGCAGAAAACCAUGGGUUACAGGACGCUAAGAAAGGUGUUCUGUUCAUUGAUUUCCCACCAGUUUUGCAACUCCAACUUAAGCGUUUUGAAUACGAUUUCAUGCGAGAUACAAUGGUGAAGAUAAAUGAUCGGUAUGAAUUUCCACUUCAGUUAGAUCUUGAUAGAGAUAAUGGUAGAUAUCUUUCUCCUGAUGCAGACAGGAGGGUUCGUAACCUGUAUACUCUUCACAGUGUUCUUGUUCACAGUGGCGGGGUGCAUGGUGGACAUUAUUAUGCUUUCAUAAGACCAACUCUAUCAGAUCAGUGGUUUAAAUUUGAUGAUGAGAGGGUAACAAAGGAAGAUGCAAAAAGGGCGCUAGAAGAGCAGUAUGGUGGUGAGGAAGAGUUACCCCAGACAAACCCUGGCUUCAACAAUACUCCAUUUAAAUUUACUAAAUAUUCAAAUGCAUAUAUGCUUGUCUACAUUCGUGAAAGUGACAAGGAGAAAAUUAUGUGUAAUGUGGAUGAGAAAGACAUUGCUGAGCACCUGCGAGUUAGACUUAAGAAAGAACAAGAAGAGAAGGAGCACAAGAAGAAAGAAAAAGCUGAGGCCCACCUUUAUACUAUCAUAAAGGUAGCUCGUAAUGAGGAUUUGGCAGAACAAAUUGGAAGAGAAAUAUUUUUUGAUCUUGUAGACCACGACAAAGUUCGGAGCUUUCGCAUCCAAAAACAACUGCCAUUCAAUCAUUUUAAGGAGGAGGUGGCUAAAGAAUUAGGAAUUCCAGUGCAGUUUCAGCGGUUUUGGCUGUGGGCCAAGCGGCAAAACCACACAUAUCGACCCAAUCGUCCUUUAUUGCCUCAGGAAGAAGCACAGUCUGUUGGUCAGCUAAGGGAGGUUUCAAACAAAGCGCAUAAUGCUGAGCUGAAGCUUUUCUUAGAAGUAGAACUUGGACCGGAUCUUAGCCCUCUCUCUCCACCAUUAAAAACUAAGGAAGAUAUACUACUUUUCUUCAAGCUCUAUGACCCUGAAAAAGAAGCUCUGAGAUUUGCAGGAAGGCUAUUUGUGAAGGCUUUGGGGAAACCAACCGAAAUUCUCCCAAAAUUGAUUGAAAUGGCUGAAUUUCCUGCGAAUGAAGAAAUUGAACUUUAUGAGGAAAUAAAGUUUGAACCAAAUGUUAUGUGCGAACACAUUGAUAAGAGGAUUUCCUUCAAAUCAAGCCAGCUUGAAGAUGGAGAUAUCAUUUGCUAUCAAAAAACUUUGACAUCUGCAAAUAGAGAUCAGUUUCGGUAUCCUGAUGUUCCCUCAUUCUUGGAAUAUGUUCGAAACCGCCAGGUUGUUCAUUUUCGAUCCUUGGAGAAGCCAAAGGAGGAUGAUUUUUCAUUGGAACUAUCCAAGCUCUUUACCUAUGAUGAUGUUGUUGAAAGAGUUGCAUGCCACCUUGGUCUAGAUGAUCCCACAAAAAUUCGUCUCACCUCUCAUAACUGCUAUUCUCAGCAGCCUAAACCACAACCAAUCAAGUACCGUGGUGUGGAUCACCUUUCUGAUAUGCUAGCUCAUUACAACCAGUUGCCACAGACAUCUGAUAUACUAUAUUAUGAGAUAUUGGAUAUUCCUCUGCCUGAAUUACAAGGUUUAAAAACGCUAAAAGUAGCAUUCCACCAUGCUACAAAGGAGGAGGUGGCAAUUCACAGCAUCCGACUUCCAAAGAAUAGUACUGUGGCUGAUGUAAUUAAUGACCUAAAGAAUAAGGUUGAGCUCUCUCGUCCUGAUGCUGAACUCAGGUUGCUUGAGGUUUUCUAUCACAAAAUCUAUAAGAUCUUUCCACUUGGUGAGAAGAUUGAGAACAUCAAUGAUCAGUACUGGACUUUACGUGCCGAGGAGAUUCCAGAAGAAGAGAAAAACCUUGGUCCUCAUGAUCGCUUGAUUCAUGUCUACCAUUUUACUAGAGAUCCAAAUCAGAACCAAAUGCAAGUUCAGAAUUUUGGAGAACCUUUCUUCUUAGUUAUUAAGGAAGGUGAGGCUUUAGCCGAUGUCAAGUUACGCAUUCAGAAGAAACUGCAAGUUCCAGAUGAAGAAUUUGCAAAGUGGAAAAUUGCUUUUAUAUCACUUGGUCGCCCCGAAUACCUCCAAGAUUCAGAUGUAGUGUCGAAUAGGUUUCAGAGGAGAGAUAUUUAUGGAGCCUGGGAGCAGUAUCUUGGUUUAGAGCAUUCAGACACUGCUCCAAAAAGAGCUUAUACAACUAAUCAGAACCGUCACACAUUUGAGAAGCCAGUGAAAAUUUAUAAUUGAAAGUCGUCUGGAUUUCCUCCGAUGGCAACACAUGCUUGUCCACUUCACCAACUCGUGAGUAGGGAGAAUGAACUGUAUAUUCUUAAAAUAAAAGAAGCAAGGUGAAGUAGAAUGAAGUGGAUUUCGCACCAAAAUAUGUUUGGUGUCUCGAGUGCCACUGCCAUCUCGGAGGUAAAAUUUGGGAGACUAGUCGCUUGAUCUCGAGUUCUUGUAAUGCCUCGCUCUCAUUUUUAUUUUGGCUUGGUGGGUUUUGUUCCAUCAAACCUUGGUAGAUUUUGUUCAUCUUUGGUUCAGUGUAACUUAGUACAUAAGAUUUUGGAUUAGGAGGGGCAAAUUCAAGGGUAUAGUUGCCAGUUGGUUGUCUCUUUUCAGGUUUUGCCUUUUCUGUUUAUUCCCCUCCCACAUUUGCUAUACGUUUCAAAUAUUUGUCAUUUUGGGCUGUAAAAUGGGGUAGUUUCAGUGGAACUGGUUGUCUUAGUUUUUGAAGACCAUGUAAAAGACAUGCUGAAAACUUCGCUUCCCUGUAUGAUUACACUCGUAUAUAUAUAUAUAUAUAGUUUUUGUGAUGAAAA
Zingiber officinale is the source of this 4125-nucleotide messenger RNA. Its product is annotated as ubiquitin C-terminal hydrolase 13-like. Gene Ontology annotation, cellular component: nucleus; cytosol. The coding region runs from base 194 to 3553 and encodes 1119 amino acids. Gene Ontology annotation, biological process: regulation of protein stability; protein deubiquitination. The transcript is spliced from 32 exons. Gene Ontology annotation, molecular function: cysteine-type deubiquitinase activity; protein binding; cysteine-type endopeptidase activity. The record is from RefSeq and is a predicted model, not a curated record. Lineage: Eukaryota; Viridiplantae; Streptophyta; Magnoliopsida; Zingiberales; Zingiberaceae.